AUGCAGGCACAGGCGCAAGUCCGAGCGUCGGCCGGGCUCCCUGCCCUCCCUGUGGAAACCUUGGUGUAUAUUAUAGGCUUUCUGGCUGUGCCUGCAACGGAUGGCGACGAGAGCGCAAUUUGCUGCCUGCUGCGGCUGUCCGCGGUCUCGAAACGCGUGCGUGUGGCUGCACUCUCAGCGCUAUACUCUGUCAUUAUCCUCCCGCGUUAUGUGCGCGAUUUUCGGAAAUGGUACAUGCGAAUGCGCGCAGCACAUCCGCCAUUCCCCUGUAUUGGCUAUGUCAAGGCAGCGUUUUUUGGUUGCAGCGACAUUACCAAAUUGACGACGGUUUCUGCUGGCUGGGAAGCAGAAAUGCUGCGCUUUUUAUUUUAUUGUGGCUCUACCAUUACGCACUUAUCACUUUGGGAGACAGAAUCGCGCGCAUUGCUCCGCGAUGCAGCACAAGUGCCGGGGGCAAACACAGCCGCGACACAGCCCAUCUGGGCGAUUGGCGAGCAAAUGCUGCUGCACAGUACAGAGGCGUCUUGCACGGAUGCGAAGAAGAUGGACACGGAAGAUAUGCCGGGCUGGCUUCGUGCGGAGCUUCUAGCGAGCGGCGCAAAACAAGUUGCCAAAGCACAUCCAGCCCAUUUCCCCUUGGAGCCGCGGUCUAAUGCAGGGGACAGGUGGCAUACGAGGCCCAAGCCGCGACCAUGUACUCCGGUUUUUCUAAGCAUUGUAUUGAGCUACCCAUUCUUUGCUAACGAAAACCCUAUUGCAUUUGCAAAUAUGGUCAUUUGGUCGCGUGUUGAGGAGCUGGACGUGUACGCGCCGUUCGAGAUGCACAAAUCUCUACAUCUGCUGUCACAAUUGGGAAACACCCACAUACGGCGCCUUCGCAUCUCCUCGCAGCACGCUACGAUUGCUAUCGAGACCAUGUCGGACGUGCCAAAAGAGGAUAAGUGGGGUAAUGCGUUGCCUCCACUUAGGUGGAAGAAUGCAUGUGCAGUGCUAGCAUUUCUCCUUACCUCCUCGGAGCUUUUGCAGGCAUUUUUGAACGAGUUUUUGGGUCGUCACAUUAGCGAUCCUAUUUUGUUGGAGGCGGCAUGUCUGCAUCUUCUUACAGAUGGCUCGCACCUCCCAUCCGGUGCUGUGGGGGCCGCCUUGGAAACAGAGACAAAAAAAAUGCGCGAUGCACUUGCAAUGCGCUUUAAAGUGACGCAGCGCAAUCAAGCAAUAUGGGGAAAAUUGCGGCACCGAGCGUGGGAUUUUCGUGAGCGUGCACAAUUUCGUCGUCAAGGCGCAUGGGAUGCCUUGUUAAAUUGA
Molecule: messenger RNA, 1305 nt
Organism: Malassezia vespertilionis
Lineage: Eukaryota; Fungi; Basidiomycota; Malasseziomycetes; Malasseziales; Malasseziaceae
Exons: 2
Coding region: 1-1305 (434 amino acids)
Source: RefSeq, a predicted model, not a curated record